UUUUUGAAAGAAAUAAAAACUAACGAAAUGGCUUGUAUUGAUUUUUGAGAAAUUUCUUUAAAGCCCAGUUGUGCGUGCAGUUUGUUUACAUUCCUUAAACUUUCAAGUGUGUUGAAUUCGUUCAUGAGAACCAUAUGUGCAAAAGUAAUGAGAAUUUUCUCUCUUUUAAUUACUAAGCCGUCUAUUUAGUUGUUGAAAGCCUUAUAAUGAUAACACCGCCAUAUAAUAAGAUAAAUUGUUUGAAAAAGAACAAAAAAUCAGGCAAAAAAUCUAUAUAAAAAUUCAAAAAUAAUAUCAUAUCAAUUUCAUUAACAUUCAUUAACAGACGGUCUUGAUUGACAUGCUAAGAAAUUCUCAAACUAAUCAAAACUACGUGCGUUUCAUUAAGACUCCUGUUGGCCUUUCGGUGCGUUACAAAUAUAAUAGUGAAUUUAACACAUCGUUGUCUCUAAAGGAUAAUUUUAUUGAAAAUAAACGUGAUUACUAAAAAGAAUAAUAAUAAUUCAAUGUUGCAUUCUUUGAUAAGGGACUUUUUGAAACUAAGACUAUGCACAACUUUGCAAGUACGUGAAAAAGGCCAUCUUAGCCGACCACAUUUACGCAAUCCAUCCUGGUUUCUACGUAAAGAACGCAAAAUGCGAGAUAAUCUAAUCACUUCGGAAAACAAAUCGUUCGUGCAAGAAAUGGUGCACGAUGUAUAUGGCCAGCCUUCGAUUAUUAAAGGAGUACAAUCAUACAAUCAGAAAUGUCAAACGCAAUUAGUUAAAACAGAGGAUUUAGAAGUGCAGCCUUGGACGCCGUACGCACGUCGCACUGGCGUCAUAGCGCGUAAAAUUGGCCAAUAUCCCCUUUGGUUGAAAAAUGGGGAGAAAAUUAGAACCACUUUGUUACACGUGGUUGAAAAUUAUGCUAUUAAAUAUACACCCCCGGAGGAAUAUAAACCUGCUCAACGUCCUAAAAUGGCCGAAUUAAACAAGUACGGAUGUUUGCUUGUUGGUGCUGAAAGUUGUGAUCCAUCAAUAUUAACGAAAGAAUACUGCAAUCUGUUUAAGAAUUCAGGAGUGAUGCCGAAAAGACAUUUAGCCAGGUUUAUAAUAUCACCUUCGGCGGCUAUUACUCCUGGCACCCCUCUAAAUGCAAAUCAUUUUCGGGUUGGAGAUUACGUAGACGUGCGAGGAAAAACAGUCGAUCACGGUUUCCAAGGUGUCGUUAAGCGGCAUGGGUUUAAGGGAAUGCCUGCUUCUCACGGUGUUACGAAAACCCAUCGUCGACCUGGUAAUAUUGGCGGUGGAGGUGAAAAAGGCAGAGUUUGGCCGGGAACAAAAUUGCCUGGUCACAUGGGUAAUCGUUGGCGCAAAGCAAAAGGUUUACGCAUUUGGCGCAUUAAUAAUAAGUAUAACGUUUUGUGGGUCCAAGGCAGUGCAAUACCAGGUUCCACAAACGGUUUAGUGUACAUAUACGAUACUAUUUUGCCUUUGCGUAGACAUAAAAUAGCGCCUCCGUUUCCAACUGCUUUGAACGAUCCAGAAGGAUGUGAAGAUGUAUGGUUCGAGGAUGUUCAUAAUUUUAAAUCUGAGACAAUAACAUUUAAGCCGGAAGAACAAAAUUGAACGCUUCUUUUCGAUAUAAAAUAAAAAUAUUUAUACCUUAAAAUUUU
Messenger RNA from Glossina fuscipes, 1657 nucleotides. RefSeq names its product 39S ribosomal protein L3, mitochondrial (gene mRpL3). The transcript has 5 exons. Gene Ontology annotation, cellular component: mitochondrial large ribosomal subunit; ribosome. Gene Ontology annotation, molecular function: structural constituent of ribosome. The coding region runs from base 507 to 1610 and encodes 367 amino acids. The record is from RefSeq and is a predicted model, not a curated record. Gene Ontology annotation, biological process: translation. NCBI's taxonomy places the organism in Eukaryota, Metazoa, Arthropoda, Insecta, Diptera, Glossinidae.